Messenger RNA from Patella vulgata (common limpet), 384 nucleotides. RefSeq lists its product as uncharacterized. The annotation marks the transcript as partial. The record is from RefSeq and is a predicted model, not a curated record. The transcript has 3 exons. Lineage: Eukaryota; Metazoa; Mollusca; Gastropoda; Patellidae.
CUUCUUCUUGUUGAGAAAGAAAGAAUUUACUACCAAGACAUGGUGAAGAAAUCAAAAGAAGUCUGUCAAGAAUUAGAUUUGAAGCUACAACAUUCACCCCCGUCAUGCCAGCAACCAGGACCAAUGUAUUUCUUGACGCCGAGGAAGUGUGGGUUGUUCGGAGUAUGUUGUGAGGGGAUACCCCAGCAGGUGAAUUAUCUUGUGGAUGAAAGUUUGGCUUCCAGCAAGGGAUCUAACAGUGUUAUAAACUACCUCCACCACUUUUUUGACAACUUUGGACUUGGUGAAAAAGAAGCAGGGCUACACUGUGAUAACUGCUCUGGACAGAACAAAAAUAGAUUUGUUCUCUGGUACAUGGCAUGGAGGACCAUUUCAUUGUUGUAA